This is a messenger RNA of Anas platyrhynchos (mallard), 3025 nucleotides long. RefSeq names its product defective in cullin neddylation 1 domain containing 4 (gene DCUN1D4). Gene Ontology annotation, biological process: protein neddylation. The record is from RefSeq and is a predicted model, not a curated record. Gene Ontology annotation, molecular function: cullin family protein binding; ubiquitin conjugating enzyme binding; ubiquitin-like protein binding. NCBI's taxonomy places the organism in Eukaryota, Metazoa, Chordata, Aves, Anseriformes, Anatidae. Gene Ontology annotation, cellular component: ubiquitin ligase complex.
AGCAGGCCCUGCGGCGGCGCUCCCCGGCGCCGCUUCUCCCCGGCGGCGGGGCUGCCGUUAGAGCCCCCCAACCGCCGCGCGCCCCGCCGGCCUUCUAGAAAAUGCGCCCGGGGGGGCCCGGCGGGGAGCCCUGCCCCAGGAGGACACCCGGAGGGCUCCCAUAGAGAUUUUCAACUGAAUUCUCACCUAUCAACACUGGCAAAUAUUCACAAGAUUUACCACACCCUCAAUAGGCUGAAUCUGACAGAGGACGUUGGUCAAGACGAUCACCAGACAGGAGAGAGACUUUCAAAGAUACGAAGAAUAGGAAGUCUCCGGUCUUGCAGUUCAUCAGACUGCUUUAGUAAAGUGAUGCCUCCAAGGAAAAAGAGGAGACCUGCAGCAGGAGAUGAUUUAUCUGCUAAGAAAAGUAGACAUGAUGGUAUGUAUAGAAAAUAUGAUUCGACUAGAAUAAAAGCAGAAGAAGAAGUCUUUUCAAGUAAGAGAUGCUUAGAAUGGUUCUAUGAAUAUGCAGGCACUGAUGACAUUGUAGGGCCUGACGGUAUGGAGAAAUUUUGUGAAGACAUUGGAGUAGAACCAGAAAAUGUAGUUAUGCUUGUAUUAGCCUGGAAGCUGGAUGCACAAAACAUGGGCUACUUUACAUUACAAGAAUGGUUGAAAGGAAUGACAUCGCUACAAUGUGAUACUACAGAAAAAUUGAGAAAUUCUCUGGAUUACUUGAGAUCUUUAUUAAAUGAGCCUACCAAUUUUAAACUUAUUUAUAGAUAUGCAUUUGACUUUGCACGGGAAAAGGACCAGCGCAGCCUAGACAUAAACACUGCCAAGUGUAUGUUGGGCCUUCUUUUAGGAAAAACGUGGUCUCUUUUUCCAGUAUUUCACCAGUUUCUAGAGCAGCAAUCAAAAUACAAAGUUAUCAAUAAGGACCAAUGGUGUAAUGUUCUUGAAUUCAGCAGAACAAUUAACCUUGACCUCAGUAAUUAUGAUGAAGAUGGAGCCUGGCCAGUAUUGUUGGAUGAGUUUGUGGAAUGGUAUAAAGGAAAACAGAUGACAUAGGAGUUUAACUAUGCACAGCCACUCAAGAGUCACUGUUACCACAGUUAAUGUCAACCAUUAGCCAUAAACUGCUAUUUGUAUCAAAGUGCAUGCUGCUUUUCUUGCACUGUGUCCCUUUUGCAGGGAACUUUUGAUGUUUGCUAUUUAACAAGCUAGCUCUGCUUGCUGUGUAGCAUUGUUCUCUUUGAAGGCUGCUUUGCAUUUUGUAUUUACACUACAGAUUGGUGAACUUGCCAGCGUCUUCACUGUGAUUAUGUGUAUAUUGCUGUCUAAAUUUUGUAUAUGUGUAUAAAAAAAAAAGCUUCAACUAGGGAUUAUUUCUGCAGAAACGUAUUGUAAAAAUAAUUUUGUGGCAUAUUUCUAGUCAUCACUUACAUGUUGAAACUUUAGUUCUUUUGCUUUUCUUUUGGUCUCAAAUGUAGCAUUUCAGAAAAUGAAAUGAACAGACUGCUUGGACAUAGUUACGCUGAAGAACUAUUGUCGAUUUCAAUGUUACUGUUUGAGAUGCCAUUUUCUGAGGGGAGAAGACAUGCUGUGACUUUCUUCACGGGAAUUCGCCAAACAUAACCUAUUGCUUAAUAGGAAUGAAACGUUGGUGUCUUAAAAAAAAAUAAUCAUAUAUAUAUAUAUAAAUAUUAAAACACUGUAAUAGUUGUAUAUGCCACAGAUGAUUUCCAUUUGAAGAAAAAAGUGACUUUUUAAUGUUAAAACUGCAGUAGUCAUUACAGGUACAAAUGAACAAAUUAAAGUACCUUUUAAAAAUGGGUUUUAGACUUUUGUAAAUUGCCUUUGGCAUACUCCUUUUAAUUUUUGGUGUACCAAGAGUGUUUGGACUAUGUUGCAAUACAGUGAAAUUUUAAAGUUCUAGGUAAAAUUAGUGGUCUGGGGAAUAGUCUGCUCACCCCUAGCACAUAGGUAGUGCAGAUUUCUUUCUUUUUUUUUUUUUUUUUUAUUUGUAAUAUAAGUCUUUUCCAUAGUCUCUAACUUUUGUGUUUCCGAGUAAUUAAACCUAUUAGAUUAAGUAGUUAAAACAUUGCUUUUUCUUUCACGCUGGGGAUUGAAAUUUCCUAGCAGGAUGUCCAUUGCAGGCAAUGGCCAUGUUAAACACCAGCAUUGCACGACAGUACUUUUUUCUUAGGGACCACAUACAUCCUAUUUUACUAAUUUCCUUAUUUGCAUAGGAGAGUUCUUGUGGUAACUCUGGGGAAGAUGAGUGAGAGGAAUGAUGUUUAAUUUCUGUUUUUUUGUUUUUUGUUUGUUUUUUUUUUCUCACACAGUCUUUGCCUUACCCUUCUUCAUUAAAAAAUGUUAGUGUUGAUUUUUAUAAAUAGGUUCUUUAAUUAUCUGGUGCUACUAAACAUAGAGUCCUAAGGAUAUAGUGAAAUGUUCCAUACUCAUUCAUGGAACAUUUAACAAAAAAGGGCCAGUGGAUGUUUUGGAACAAAGAAUAACAUUACUUUUCUGUAGAAAUAUUUGACAAGGUACUGGCGGUUUUGACAUUUCUUCAGAAUGCAAACUGGGGUGUUGGGGGGGGGGGGGCGAGAUGAGUCUUAGGUUGAAUGUGAAAUAUGUGAAAUUUUCAGCUGUAUUGAAGAUCCUAUUAUAACCGAGUUUGGGAACAACUGUUAUUAACUUGACUACUUUCGGGACAAGGUCUAGUUUAGGAAAUGCGCAUUUGUCUGCUGUCCUGCACUGGGAGGUUGCACCUGUGCUAUGGGUGGUCUGAUUCUGUUCAAAUCUGUUUUGUUGUUGAUGGUUUUUGUUUGUCAGAACAAGCUGCCAAAGACAAAAAUUGUUUGUGUGUGUUUGUGUAUAUUUGUAUAUACAUAAAUAUACAGUCUGUAUACAUAUACAAACCCCAGAAUUUCAAGAUGCUGAUGAGAAAAUACUACUCUUCCUCAUGAAAAAUUCAUGUCCGGAUUUCCAUGACACUAAAUAAAUAGCAUUCUUUAAAGUUAGUAGUGGUAAAACA